Leguminivora glycinivorella is the source of this 2410-nucleotide messenger RNA. RefSeq lists its product as uncharacterized. The record is from RefSeq and is a predicted model, not a curated record. Bases 85 to 2103 code for a protein of 672 amino acids. The transcript is spliced from 2 exons. NCBI's taxonomy places the organism in Eukaryota, Metazoa, Arthropoda, Insecta, Lepidoptera, Tortricidae.
CAUAAAAAUAAAAAAUACUCCAUUAAAUUUGCUAUAGCCAAUAUUCCAUGUGACAGCGUACUGGGCAGACGAGCAUGUCGUGAAAUGGGAUUAAUAAAACGGAUUAAUGAGGUUACAUUAGAUGAGUAUAGUGACUUAUUUGAGGGUGUAGGAUGUUUGCCGGGGGAGUAUAGCAUCGUGGUCGACCCGAGCGUGCCGCCGGUGGUGAGCGCGCCGCGGAAGGUGCCGCUCGCUCUGCGCGACAAGUUGCUUGACGAGUUGAAUAGGAUGACGGACUUGGGCGUGAUAAGAAAAGUUACUCAUCCCACUUUAUGGGUUAAUUCUAUCGUAUUGGCGGCUAAAAAAAAUGGAGAUAUUAGAAUAUGCCUAGACCCUCGUCCAUUAAACUGUGCUAUUCGUCGUGCUCACUUUCAGUUGCCAACAAUUACAGAGUUAACUUCAAAGUUAAACGGAGCGUGUUAUUUUUCGGUGCUAGAUGCAAACUCGGGAUUUUGGGCAAUAAAACUAGAUGACGCCAGUGCUGACCUCUGCACUUUCGGGACACCUUUUGGUAGAUUUCAGUUUACUAGAUUACCGUUCGGAAUAAAUUGUGCCUCGGAAGUCUUCCACGCCAAGAUAAAGCAGUUGCUUGAGGGUCUGGACGGGGUUGAUUCUUUUAUUGAUGACAUCAUUUGCUGGGGUAGAACAAAACAGGAGCACGAUGAACGGCUGAUUGCAUUGUUAGAAAAAGCGCGCAGUAUUAAUUUAAAAUUUAAUAAAUCUAAGUGCAAGAUAGGCGUUGAAGAAGUGACGUAUCUUGGUCACGUGUUCAACAAAAAUGGUAUGAAACCCGACUGUUCUAAAGUGAAGGCUAUUAUUGAGAUGCCGUCUCCCACCGACAAGAAAUCCUUAGAACGUUUUUUAGGAGCCACUAACUACUUGUCAAAAUUUAUUCCGAGCUAUUCGGAGCACACUAAGCCGCUAACUAGCUUAUUAAGAAAGGAUACAGUUUGGAUUUGGGACGCGGUACACCAAAAUGCGCUAGAUAAAUUAAAAAAGCUGAUUAGUGAAAGUCCGGUUUUAGCGUUAUAUGACGUGCAGCAGCCGGCGGUGUUGUCGGUGGACGCGAGCAGCGUGGCGCUGGGCGCGGUGCUGCUGCAGGGCGGGCGGCCCGUGGAGUACGCCUCGCGCAUGCUCACCGACACACAAACCAGGUACGCUCAGGUCGAAAAAGAGAUGUUGGCCAUUUUGUUUGCCUGUGAAAAGUUUCGCCAAUAUAUUUAUGGGAAGAAAAACGUCGUUGUGGAAACAGAUCACAAACCACUUGAGAGUUUAUUUAAAAAACCGUUAGAGUCCGUCCCAGUACGUCUGCAACGAAUGUUAUUACGCUUGCAGGGACUAGAUUUAGUAGUCACAUAUAAACCGGGCAAAUAUAUGUACUUAGCAGACACUUUGUCUCGCGCGUCUUUACCUGAGAAAUACGAUGAGUCUGUAAGUAAAGGUAUUAGGUAUCAGGUAGAUCUUUUGAUGAGUAAUGUAAAUAUGUCAAAAAAUAAAUUAAGUGCCAUUAAAGAGGAAACCAUGAAGGACAGUAGUCUUGUUACAUUGUUAAGUUACAUAAACAAGGGCUGGCCAAACAAUAGGUACGAAGUAUCUGAAGAUGUUAAGUGUUACUGGUCGAUGAAGGAUGAGUUAUUUGUGGUGGAUGGCAUAAUAUUUAAAAAUAAUUUAAUUUUAAUUCCAAAGUCGAUGCGAGCUGAUAUGCUCAAAGUCAUUCACGACGGACAUCUUGGCAUUGAUCGGUGUAAGAGACGCGCUAGGCAAGUGUUAUUUUGGCCUGGAGUCAAUAAAGAGAUUGAAAUGUAUGUAAAGUGCUGCAAAGUGUGCCAGGAUCACUUAAAUGCACCAAGUAGAGAGCCAUUAAUACCCGUUGAGGUACCAAAAUUGCCGUGGUGUCAAGUAGAUCAAAACCUUGCUGAUUGUGAUGAUGAGGGUGAUGUGGAACAGGUACUGUCUCCUGCAAUGGACGCUUUCUCUUCUGCGGAGUCAUCAGAGGAAACUGUGGUCGAGUCACACUCUCCCAUGAUAACAAUAAGAAAAAGAGGUGGACAAAUAGCCGAGUAACCAGGUCUUGUCCCGCAUCACUCUAUAUAUAGAUAGUUUAAAUUUUGAAAAGACAUUUAAAGUUAUGUAUUUCAAUAUAGGUUAUCAGUGUACGAUAUAAUAAGUAUUCCUAAGUUACUACUGUACGCACAUUUUAAAAUGUUAAAAACAAAACCCUAUUGAUUGGGGUACCUUUGUAUGGGUAACAAUUUUAUGCAAGUUAUGUAAUCCGGUGUUGGGUAGAUUAUAUUAGUAUGUAAUCUUUAAAAGGGGAAGAUGUUGUGGGUAGAACUAGAUUUAAUAAAAAUCAGUUGUCAUCCAACCCGCG